AUGAAGCAAGUGGACCGUCCUCCAAAUAACCCCAAGCGUAUAACAAUUCAGUCAAGCCAGGAGUGUUUCAGUGUUGACAUUCCCUCUGCAGAACAGCCUAAUCCAUGUCCAGAAGUUGGAAAUCCUCCAAAUGUUGACAGUCAAAAUUUGACCAAUGAAACCGUUCAGAUUGAUUCUGAUGAAGAUGACUUCAUGCCAGCUCUGAAGAAGCGUAAUGUUUCUGAAAGCCACACAAGAGUGUUAAGAAAAGUCGUGACAAAGAGGAUUAAACAUGAGGAGCUACCCCGACAGAGGCUUAAUGUGAGGUGCAACCCUCAAGAUGUCAUUGCAAGCAUUAACAUUUUGAAUGAAAGACAACGUGAGGCUAUAAGACGUAAAGGUUUCUCUACCAUUCUUGAUAUGACAGUAGAUGCGCUGUGCAGUAGAUCACACCUUCAAUGGUUGAUGGACAAGCUAGACCCCAAGGAUAUGACAAUACGUCCUGGUCCAGGAAAGGAACUCAAGAUCACAAAGGACAUUGUUCAUCUUAUCCUUGGCGUGCCAAAUCAUGGCGGUGGUAAACCUUUGGGGAUUGACGAAGCAGUUGCAGCAAGCAACUUGAGGGCAGAGCUUGGUGUGGCCAAAGAUGAGUUCAAUGUGACAUUUCUACAGGAUCGUUUAAGGAAAGGCGAGGAUGAUGACCUUUCAAUCAGAUGUUUCUUCCUCAUUCUAUUCAACCGUCUGCUGUUUCCAACUGCUAGCUGGGGCAUAACAUAUCAUGAGGUGCUUCUCACAGAAGAACUGCACCGUUUCCAUGAGAUCGACUGGUGCCAGUUGAUUUUUAAUGAUCUAUGUGAAGCUGCCAAGAAGUGGCACAACCGAAUCACCACAAAUGUCUCCACGACUAUAUAUGGAUGCUCCAUUGUUGUCCUUUUGUAUUACUUGGAUCACCUGCAUACAACCGCUGCCCCCCAAAAUAAGACUGGCACACCUCGCAUUAAAUUUUUUGAUAAGAAUAGCAUAAAAGCUUUGACCAAAGCUGACAAGAGGAAGUUGGUUACUCACAGUCACUACAAUUUUAUUUCUAGUUCCGAAGCUCGACAGAGACAUGCUAUGCAGUUGGACCUAAGAUCGAUCGCCAAUCUGAGGACCAAUAUUUUUGAUGCACUGCGCCCUGCCCCCAUGCCUCGGCCAACUUUUAACAUCAAACUUCCAUCUAUCAAAGAGAUGAUGUCAAGUAAGAUCAACGAUCUCCCACAUCGUCAUCGAUCUAAAUUCAUAGAUAUUCUUGCUGCAUAUGACUUGGAGGUUGACAAGUCAUGCGUAGCCAUAAAAGACAGCAUUGACAAAAUUAUUGAGAAGCAAUACGACAUAGCAGACAAGUUUAUAGAAUUGAUAGACGAGGUACUACGUGCCGAGUCUGAAAAUUUAGAAAACGAGACUGAUGAGCUACAGCAACCGGGGAAUUCGGCUGAUUCAGCAGUAUACACAGCAACAUUUGAUUUAUAA
Zea mays is the source of this 1488-nucleotide messenger RNA. RefSeq lists its product as uncharacterized. The transcript has 6 exons. NCBI's taxonomy places the organism in Eukaryota, Viridiplantae, Streptophyta, Magnoliopsida, Poales, Poaceae. The record is from RefSeq and is a predicted model, not a curated record. The coding region runs from base 1 to 1488 and encodes 495 amino acids.